AUGGCCUCCACCCACGGAGACGAUUCCUCCACUCCGCCCGCAUGGGCGUUCCCUUCCUUCGCCUCUUCCCUCUCUUUUUCUCCUCCUCUUCUUCCCUUCUCCCCUUGGUCGCCAGCUUUGCCCUUUGAUAUGAAUGACGAUCCCGGUGUCGAGUUUGUGGCCGCACGGCCACGAAAGCGAUCCCGACGAGCCAUGCCUCCAGAAUCCUCUCAGUCAAGCCGUUACCAAGGUCCUCAUCCCAACGGCGAACCCUCGUCUUCACGACACCCGCAGCCUCGCGAAUCAUCCUUGUCCUUGCCACCCAUCCGAUACCCCGGCGAUGGCUACGAUUACCGCAGACCUCUCAUGUCCUCUCCUCCCCAAGAAAACGAGAUCAUUGAUCUGACAAACGACCCCGAUUCUCCUCCUUCUACGUCGGGUCAUUCCUCCCGUCAGCAACGCCGGAGACCGCCUCGAUUUGCAAGGGACAUCUUGACGGAGGUAGUAGACUUAGAGGACGAGGGGGAAUCGCAGCAAAUACCCCCUUCCAGAGAUGCGCCCAGUAGCCCUGAAGUGCAAUUUGUCGGCUCUGCCGUUCGAACAGAACCGUUGCCACCGCCGCCGCGUCGAGGCUUUAUGGGUCCGAUGCUACAGAUGCUACGUUACUUCCCCCGACAUGCGGCUCAAGGGGGAAGUAUAACACAAGGGUAUCGGUGGCGAGGUCCUCGAGCAGAAGAUAUCGAAUCGUUCUGGAUCGGCGAUGUGGGCGAUGGUGCCGUCGACCUCACCAUCGACCUGGGAGGUAUGGAUGGACGCCUGGGCAUGGACUUUCAAACACCUGGCGUUACACCGGAUCGAGGAAGAAGCACGUAUAAACCCCCUAGUCCGCCUCCUGAGGGGUUUACAAGGAGCGUCGGGGAAGAGGAUAUCGUGUGCUGUCCGAACUGCGAUGCAGAGCUGGGUACCGGCGACGAAGUCAAGCAGCAGAUCUGGGUCGCCAAGCAGUGCGGACAUGUUAGUACUCCUAUUGCUUAUGUUUGA
Aspergillus terreus NIH2624 is the source of this 1020-nucleotide messenger RNA. RefSeq names its product putative RING finger domain protein. Gene Ontology annotation, cellular component: SUMO-targeted ubiquitin ligase complex. Bases 1 to 1020 code for a protein of 339 amino acids. Gene Ontology annotation, molecular function: ubiquitin-protein transferase activity. The transcript is spliced from 2 exons. The record is from RefSeq and is a predicted model, not a curated record. NCBI's taxonomy places the organism in Eukaryota, Fungi, Ascomycota, Eurotiomycetes, Eurotiales, Aspergillaceae.